GAGUACACUUGCCCGAGAUGUGAAUCCGGGUUUAUCGAAGAAGUCACAGAUGACUCCAGUUUUUUAGAUGGCAGCGGCAUAGACGACAGCCCGUCCACACAGUUCGCAGAGCUUUGGGACCAUUUGGACCACACAAUGUUCUUUCCUGACUUCAGACCCUUUCUGAGUAGCAGCUCACUGGAUCAAGACAGCAGGGACAACGAGAGGGGCCACCAAGCCCACGCCGACCUCUGGGGACCAAGCCGACCCCCGCGAUUGCCCAUGACGCGGAGGUACAGAUCCCGGGGCAGCUCACGCCCCGACAGGUCUCCUGCUAUCGAAGGAAUAAUACAGCAGAUCUUUGCAGGGUUUUUUGCAAACUCAGCGAUUCCUGGCUCACAACACCCUUUUUCCUGGUGA
Pelecanus crispus (Dalmatian pelican) is the source of this 399-nucleotide messenger RNA. Lineage: Eukaryota; Metazoa; Chordata; Aves; Pelecaniformes; Pelecanidae. The record is from RefSeq and is a predicted model, not a curated record.